UAAUCGGAGAGCCCCGGAGAGCAGCCAACUUUCGUCAGGCCGUUCAAAGUCGAGCAACGAGCUGCCUCGAGCCGAAUCGAGGCAGCACAAAGCCAUGUUUCGGGAUUACCAUCCACCUGCGACGAGUAUAUUUACUGGUCUGGAACAAUUACUGGAACUAGACAAAUUAUCGAAAGCAUCGAACGAAAAGAAAAAGCUGAAGAAGCAGCAGAAGGAUAAACAACGACAACGGCCCUACAAAACGAACCUGCCGGACAGUAAAAUAUACUACAUCAAGCAAAAACCGAACGCAGCGAAACCCGUGACCCCCAGACCCGACAGUCCGGUGCACUACAUAAAGUUGCCGGCGGAGCCGUACGUGUACGAUCAAUCCUACGGCGGUUACAUCUCUCGACCUCCGGCAUUUUUCAGUUACAACCGUCCGGAUCCGGAGCGAAACUCGGCGCUGCUUCAAGUACCCGUGAAAUUUCUGAGCAACGGCAAGCCCAACGGCGUGUACACGUUAGCCCAAAAACGGCCCUCGAUAGAAUCGAGCAGCGACAGUCCGAUCAUCAGGCUGAGCGGCAGCUACAAGUUCAAUGGCAAGCCCAGCCGCGUCUACUUGGCCACGAGCGAGGACGAUCAGCGGGACAGUCCCGUAUACAAGCUCGACAACGGAUCGCCCUAUCUUUUCAACGGAAAGCCGCACAGUCACGUUUAUCGAUUGCAGCAGGACGCCAAGUCCAAGGCAGCGCGUCAAAAUACGAAAGCGGCGAUUCGACGGUAAUGAAGGCAGCUAGUCUCGCACGGGCCCUGCAUAUGGUCCUGCGCCAGCGAUGAGCCGGAUAUCGCGUUAUACGCCAACGAGUGUGUAUAAUACAAAGAGUCGGAAUGCGGA
Molecule: messenger RNA, 877 nt
Organism: Trichogramma pretiosum
Lineage: Eukaryota; Metazoa; Arthropoda; Insecta; Hymenoptera; Trichogrammatidae
Exons: 2
Coding region: 95-766 (223 amino acids)
Source: RefSeq, a predicted model, not a curated record